Lineus longissimus is the source of this 3048-nucleotide messenger RNA. Its product is annotated as solute carrier family 15 member 4-like. Gene Ontology annotation, cellular component: membrane. The coding region runs from base 228 to 2132 and encodes 634 amino acids. The record is from RefSeq and is a predicted model, not a curated record. The transcript has 9 exons. Gene Ontology annotation, molecular function: transmembrane transporter activity. Gene Ontology annotation, biological process: transmembrane transport. Lineage: Eukaryota; Metazoa; Nemertea; Pilidiophora; Heteronemertea; Lineidae.
GUGAACAGGACAAGGGCCUUUCUUAAAUGAUAUUUCAUAUUUAUCGUUUUGAUGUGGUAUUUCUUUCUGGUUGAUCAGUUAAAUUGAGUUGUUGACUUCUAGCUUGGAAAGCGCUGACUCUGGGACCUCUUCCUUGUGUGUUGUUGAGCCUAAUGUUUUCAUCUCUCAUUGAAUGAGGCGUGUAGAAAACAUUUAAUCAGAUAUUAAAAUCCAGUAUACAGAAAAAAAUGCCUGAUGUUAUCCUUACUCCAAAGACAACAAAAGGUCUUGCCUGCGUUUGCAUACUAGCGUCGGAGAUCACUGAGCGGGUUGCAUUCUAUGCUUUCCUAGCGGGCCUGGGCGUCUUCUUAAACGGCGAACCAACACGAUGGACGGAAAUCAACGCCCUAAAUCUGACUUUAGUAUUCCUUGGGGUGUCAUACUCUACGGCGUUAUUUGGAAGUUUCUUGGCUGAUGUGUGCAUCGGGCGUUUUUGGGCAAUCUUCGUCGGUUUUGUGUUAUAUCUUGGUGGCUACAUAUGGUGGGUUUUUCUCGUAAAACUCAUAUUAAAACGAGAAAAAGCGGACACGUUCCCGGGGAUGUGUCAUCCUUCCACAGCGUCCAUCAAGCCGAUAAAUGCAGCUAUGCAUGUGCACCAUUCCGACAUAAAUGAUUACGGUCUCCACGUGGACUUCACAGACAUCAACGUCACAGCUGAGCGGUUAGGUAAAGGUGGCAUGCCUUCGUGGUCAACAGAAGUUUGCAGUUGGCCAAUAGUCCUGGUUGUCUGUUUAAUUGGAUUGGGAGCAGGAAUAGUUCGGACGAAUCUUGCCCCCUAUGGAGCUCUCCAGUGGACUAGAUGGAAGAGACAUAAUCAGAACCUCACAACGAACGCGAAUGAGGUGCUUCAUUUUGGACAUGAUCGCGAACAGCAACUACAACCUGCAGAGUCUGGCAUCGUGCGCGAGUUUUUCAGCUGGUUUUUUUGGGCUUCGAGCACAGGCUCUCUCGUCGCGAUCGGGGCUCUAACUUAUGUCGAGCUGAGGAUUGACUAUAUGCACAGUGCGGCACUGGCUGCUGUUGGGUGCCUUGCAAUGGCCUUUGUGUUUUUCGUUGUCGGUGGGCUGUGGUAUACUCCAAGUAAGACGAUAUCUCGAGACCCAUUCCUGGCUUGUUUGAGGGCGGCUUGUUGUUGGUGUUGUCGCCGGCGAGAGGGGUACCGGGAAAUUCAAAAUGAGAGCAUAGAGACAGUUUCGUGGCCAACCAAUGAGAAUGCACGAGAGCAGCUUGCAGAGGAGCAAAGGGAGCAACAACAGCAACAACAACAGGAAGCGGAAAGAGCGACAGAAAGCAGACGAUUCUGGUAUCUUGCCGCCAUUAGUCUCGUUUUGAUUCCGUAUUGGAUUAUUUAUCACCAAAUGCUGACCACUUUCCCUUUCCAAGCCGUGCACAUGAACAUAAUAGUCGAUGGAUUUUAUCUUCCCGUCCCCUGGAUGUACCUAACCGAGGCAGUCGUCAUUUUCAUCAUGAUCCCCCUGAUAUACGGUGUCAUCCUGCCACACAUGGAGUCCAGGCCCGAGCCCAGGACGAUCAGUAUGCGGACCCGGAUGGGCAUCGGUAUAGUAUUUGCCAUUCUCAGUAUCCUGGCGGCGGGGCUCUUGGAGAAAUAUCGAAGGGAGCGAUUCUGGGAGGCCGGGAUGAUACCAAUUGUUAUUCACAACAACACAUUUCAGGCGGCCAAAAUGACGGUAUUCUUGCAGGUUCCCCAAUAUUUUCUGAUGGGGGUAGGAGACGCUUUUUCCAACGUGGCCGGUCUGGAGUUGAUCUACUCCCAGACCCCAGAGAGCAUGCGUGGAAUUGCCAUUGGGAUCUUCUGGCUGUUCUCCGGGUUUGGUAGCUUCCUGGCAUGCGCUCUGACCGUCAUCGGUUAUAACCGUUGGUUCUUCGACUGGGAAGAUGGUUCCCCGAACUGCAAAAAGUGUAGGGUGGAAUAUUACUACUUCAUUCAGGCAGGAUUGGCGUUUGUUUGUUUGGUGCUGUUUUGGAUAUGCACAAGUUGUUGCAAAAUUGGUCUCAGUCACAUUAGGAGAGUGAGGCAACCAGCUCAGGGUAGGGUGGAGCACGGUGUUGCACCGGACAUCGCCCGCCUUUAGCUACAGCCAGGAACACGUGAGCUUAUAGCCAAUAGGAUUAUAUAGGUGCGGUGCAGCUCAGGUGCAUUGCAUUUAAAGUUCUUCUUCAACCGCUGGCUUGCUCCUUUUUAAUCCAUGUUCAAAUGAAAUUAUCUCUUUCGCUGUUUUUUUUCAUAUUCAUAAGCAAUUGUCACUUUUAUCUUGCGUGCAUGGCCUCAUAGGGCUGUAGCUAGAGGGGUGGGAGGGGGCGCGGGAUAAUUUCUUUUGAAAUGCGCCAAUCAGAACUACCGGUACCAUGUGCUCACUGCUUUCAAGAUUGCCAGUGAUCGGAACUGAGAACAUAGAGCAUUGGCAUCGGACAUGACAGUUUGUAAUGGAGGUUGGGAACAGCAAUUUAUCACAUGUAGAAAGAGGACGGACUUUGUGUAAAUUUCUAUCCUUAUAGAUACAUAUACAUGUACCGUAUAAGGAUCCGUGGUAAUUCACUGAUCUCAACCUCUCUCCAAUAAUUUGAAAAAGACAACGCAACUCGAUUUUACAUUUGCACAACGAUUAUCAUUCAAAUGGAAAGAUACAAGGACAUAAAAUGUCCUUGGUGUAUAAUACAUGAUACCAAACAGCAUAGCUGUCUACAACCUAGCGGGCUCUACUUUCAAUGCACAAUGACAUGUUUUUUUACAAAGAAAAAGGGAUUACUCAAAGAAGACUACUCAGGAUAAAACGUUUUAUCAUACCGUACAAUACUGCCUUUACACAGUUUACACUCAUAAAAUAUGCAACGCAUACACAUGUAUACAGUUUGGUAAAUUUCUAUAUUAGAUGCUUGGAACAGCAAGGCCAGCCAACGAUUUCGACUUAAAGCGACGCACCACCAAAACAAUCGUAACAAUUAGCAACACAAUGUCAACGAUGAGAAUGACAAGUGCAAAAAGUAAGG